UUUUUUUUUAAUGAAAAUUACCGAAGCGCGUUGCAAAAAAAAAAAAAAAAAAGGAGCUCUCCCAGUGCUUUGUGCUACACUGGAUCCCGAGGAGGUCAAUUUCAUGAAUUCAAAAGCAAUUUACCAGUGAUUUCUGGGAGCUGGGGCUGAUUUUCUUGUGUAUUUUGGCAGUGGUUCCUUGUGAUUUGGGAAGGUGUCAGAGGUGUUAUGCCAUCAAACUCUGAAGUGCUGGCUGGUGUGGUAGGAGAAAGCAGGACAGAAGAGUGGAAGAACAGCCAUUAUAUAAGAAUGUCUUCCAAGCAGGCUACCUCUCCAUUUGCGUGUGCAGCUGAUGGAGAGGAAACAAUGACCCAGGACUUAGCAUCACGAGACAAGGAAGAGGGCAACAGUGAUCAGCAUGCGACCUCUCAUCUGCCUCUACAUAAUGUAAUGCACAACAAACCUCAUUCUGAGGAGCUACCAACUCUGGUCACAACCAUCCAACAAGAUCCUGAGUGGGAUGGAGUCAUCUCAGCCCAACACAGAAUGGAGUCCGAGAAUAAUAAGUUAUGUUCCCUAUAUUCCUUCCGAAAUACCUCUACCUCACCAAACAAGCCCGACGAAGGAGGACGUGACCGCAGUGAGCUAAUGACCAGUGUUAAUUUUGGUACGCCGGAACGCCGCAAAGGAAGCCUUGCAGAUGUGGUGGACACACUGAAGCAGAAGAAACUAGAAGAAAUGACCAGGACUGAGCAAGAGGAUUCAUCCUGCAUGGAAAAGCUACUUUCUAAAGACUGGAAGGAGAAGAUGGAAAAAUUAAACACAAGUGAUCUCCUUGGAGAAAUUAAAGGUACACCAGAAAGCCUGGCAGAAAAAGAGCGACAGCUCUCUACUAUGAUCACCCAGCUGAUCAGCUUACGGGAGCAGCUCCUGGCUGCCCAUGAUGAACAGAAAAAGCUGGCAGCCUCACAAAUUGAAAAACAACGGCAGCAAAUGGACCUUGCUCGCCAACAGCAAGAACAGAUUGCAAGACAACAGCAGCAACUUCUGCAACAGCAGCACAAAAUCAAUCUACUGCAGCAGCAAAUUCAGCAGGUUCAGGGUCACAUGCCUCCGCUCAUGAUCCCAAUUUUUCCACACGACCAGCGGACACUGGCAGCGGCUGCUGCAGCCCAGCAGGGAUUCCUCUUCCCCCCAGGAAUAACUUACAAGCCAGGUGAUAACUACCCUGUGCAGUUCAUUCCAUCAACAAUGGCAGCUGCUGCUGCUUCUGGACUCAGCCCUUUACAGCUCCAGCAACUGUAUGCAGCUCAGCUGGCAAGCAUGCAGGUUUCUCCUGGAGCCAAAAUGCCAUCUACACCACAGCCACCAAAUUCGACUGGGGCACUCUCACCCACUGGGAUGAAAAAUGAGAAGAGAGGGACCAGCCCGGUAACUCAAGUUAAGGAUGAAGCAGCCCAGCCACUGAAUCUUUCAGCCCGACCCAAAACAGCUGAACCUGUCAAAUCCCCAACAUCUCCAACACAGAACCUCUUCCCAGCUAGUAAAAGCAGUCCAGUGACAGUGACGAACAAGAGUGGCAUCCCCAGCCCACUUGGUGGAUCUCUGGGAAGAGGAUCCUCUUUAGACAUCCUUUCCAGUCUUAAUUCACCUGCCCUAUUUGGGGACCAGGACACAGUAAUGAAAGCCAUUCAGGAGGCUCGGAAAAUGAGAGAGCAGAUCCAAAGGGAGCAGCAGCAGCAACAGCAGCCACAUGGUGUUGAUGGAAAAUUGCCCUCCAUGAAUAACAUGGGUCUAAACAACUGCAGGAAUGAAAAGGAAAGAACAAGGUUUGAAAAUUUAGGUCCACAGUUAACAGGGAAACCCAAUGAAGAUGGAAAACUGGGCCCUGGUGUCAUUGAUCUUACGAGGCCAGAAGAUGCAGAAGGGAGUAAAGCAAUGAAUGGCUCUGCAGCUAAACUACAGCAGUAUUAUUGUUGGCCAACAGGAGGUGCCACUGUGGCUGAAGCUCGAGUCUACCGGGAUUCGCGGGGCCGAGCCAGUAGCGAACCACACAUCAAACGACCAAUGAAUGCUUUCAUGGUUUGGGCAAAGGAUGAGCGUCGAAAAAUUCUCCAAGCCUUCCCUGACAUGCACAACUCCAACAUUAGCAAAAUCCUAGGAUCUCGCUGGAAGUCUAUGUCAAAUCAAGAGAAACAACCUUAUUAUGAAGAGCAGGCACGGCUAAGUAAAAUCCACCUAGAAAAGUAUCCUAAUUACAAAUACAAACCUCGACCAAAACGUACCUGCAUUGUUGAUGGAAAGAAACUGCGUAUUGGUGAAUACAAACAACUGAUGAGGUCUCGAAGACAGGAGAUGAGGCAGUUUUUUACCGUAGGACAACAGCCUCAAAUUCCAAUCACCACGGGAACGGGGGUUGUCUAUCCUGGUGCUAUUACCAUGGCGACUACCACACCAUCGCCUCAGAUGACAUCAGAUUGCUCGAGCACAUCUGCCAGCCCUGAGCCCAGCAUCCCUGUCAUUCAGAGCACUUAUGGUAUGAAGACGGACAGCGGAAGCCUUGCUGGAAAUGAAAUGAUAAAUGGAGAGGAUGAAAUAGAAAUGUACGAGGACUAUGAGGAUGAUCCCAAAUCAGACUAUAGCAGUGAAAAUGAAGCCCACGAGGCAGUCAGUGCCAACUGAGGAGUGUUCACAGAAUUAAAGUACUCAGACUCUUUUGGGUUUUUUUGGGUUUUUUUGAACAAAAGUUCUUAAAGAGCCUGCAUGCAUGUGUGGCUCCUACAGUUACAUCAGCAGAAUGGUCUUAAAUGUUUCUUAACGUGUGAGACAGAUUGUUUCCCUAAUUUUUCAUGAACUUGGGUUUUUUGUUGUUGGUUUUUCAUUUUUUGUUUUGGGUUUUGUUUUGUUUUUUUUUUUUAAUUUAGAUGAAGACAUAUAUUAAAUAACAGACAUCAGGACUUGAAAACUUAUAUGAAUCAAUAGCUGUCUUACAAGUCUUACCUUCUGUCUUUUUCUGUUUGGAUGCUGAUAAAGAUUUAAGUUACUGUUUUAGAUGGGGGUUAUACAUUCUCACUCAGGUAUGCUGUGCCAGCCUACAGGUUGUGAAUGUGUUUUUAUUCUGGAUUAUUUUAGAAAACAAAACCUUCAGAUUUCAUAUUGUGAAACAGAACAAGUCCACAAGUGUGCACAUCUGUGCAUCAUAGCUUGUCUUUAAAAAAUAGUCUCUGAAUUCCAUUUUUUUCCAUAUGUAUAGCUGAACUUCUGAUGUGCCAAACUUUUCAUAACUUUUGAAUCUUAACAUUUAAGAAAAAGUCUUAAAGGAGACACUGUAAAGUCUUAGACAAUCCUUUGACAUCUUAAGAAAAUUAUAUAUAAAUCCUAAUUUUUUUUUCCAGAAUAUGGUAAAGUACUCAGGAAUCUGGAGACAGGAUAUUCUUAAGUAGUGAACAUGGUUGCCAUAGUGCAUGUGCCCAAUUGCUUUUGCCUCUUGAUGUGCCAUUGGUGUGAAAUUUUAAGGAAGCACAAAGGAGCGUUCACCAGCUAUGGACGGGCCUGUCUUAGCAGUGUGAGGCCACCUCUGAUGACAUUCUCUACCCUUUUCUUUUUAACCCUUGCAUUCAGUCUUAACACAUUUUCUCUUAAAUAAUUUAUUCAUUCCAGAAUGUCAAGGGUCCAAAUACUUAAUAUUUAUUUUUAAAAGUACUGUUGGUGGCAUUACACUCACAAUCCUUUGUUGAUAUUUUAAAGAGCCCCUUCUUUCUCCUCUCCUAAAUUACACAGGUAUAUGAAAAUAAAGUGCACCUGCUACUAAAAUGAACAUGACACUUACGAAUGAAAAAUUCAGUUGUUCCUGUAACAUUGUAUGUUCAAGGAGCACUUGGAAACAAUCUGCUAUAAGUAAUGCAAAAUAAAGUGAGUACUUUUAUAUGUACAUACAGUACAAAUAUUCCUUAAAAAAUGGUGUUUAUAGUUACAAACCUCUGUACUUAGAUAGCAAAGGCAGAUGUAAAAUCCAAACUGCAUGUAGAGUCCACCAUGAUGAAUUUCUAGAGCCUGUAGAAUCCUGCAGUGAAUCGUGGCUCCAUACAUCAUGUUCCUGUUAUGACCUGAAGGAGAACUGUUUGCCACCUUAAGUAUUUAUGCAGUGAUUUAUAUGUGAGACUGCUAGGGAGGUGGGGGAAGGAAGGCCACACAAAUAUCUGACUUGCAAAGCUGGGAAAAUGGUGCAUCAAAAAUAUAUAUUGAAUAUUAGUCAUGUGAGAAUGUGAGCCAGAGCUUGAUGAAUGCUUGUCACGUGCUUUGGAAUCUUUGGAGGUAAGGUGCUAGAGAAACUACAAUUUUAAUUUGUAUUACUACUAGAAAUGAUGCAAAUGCUAGAGAAAAUUCUGGGAAAGAGAGAGAUAUUCAAAGAUUGUGAAUUUAUUAAAUUUCAGAGGCAGAGAAGAAAAUGCCUUUAUUUUUUUCCCCUCACACUCCACUCCUGUUCAC
Messenger RNA from Dryobates pubescens (Downy woodpecker), 4467 nucleotides. It is a transcript of the gene SOX6, whose product is annotated as SRY-box transcription factor 6. Lineage: Eukaryota; Metazoa; Chordata; Aves; Piciformes; Picidae. The record is from RefSeq and is a predicted model, not a curated record. Gene Ontology annotation, biological process: central nervous system development; positive regulation of chondrocyte differentiation; regulation of transcription by RNA polymerase II. Gene Ontology annotation, molecular function: RNA polymerase II cis-regulatory region sequence-specific DNA binding; DNA-binding transcription factor activity, RNA polymerase II-specific. The coding region runs from base 208 to 2661 and encodes 817 amino acids. Gene Ontology annotation, cellular component: nucleus. The transcript has 17 exons.